GUUGAGAGCGGACAGCUUUUUUGCUCGACUUUUAGCGCGCCGCCGCUUUUACUUUCCGGAAGCUGCCCCGCAGCAAAUCUUCAAAGUAUCUGUCGGUCCACAGCUUUCAUUACUCAACCAAAUCACACAAUGUCUUUUCGCAAAAGAAAUAUAGGACUCUCGGCAGGUGUUGAUCGCAACGGUGCCGUCAAUUCGAACGCGCAGCCACAACAGGCACCUGCAACGCCGGAAUCGACACCCGGAGUUCGCCCCUCCCCCGACGAUGGACGACCGACUACUUCAACAGGAACUCCAUCGCUUGAUAAUCUCUUGGCUGGGCACGGAGGACUUCCCCUAGGAAAGAUACUACUGGUGGAGGAGAAUGGCACUACAGAUUUUGCCGGUGCAUUGCUACGGUACUACGCGGCGGAAGGUGUUGUGCAGGACCAGAAGGUCCAUGUCGUCGGAAUGCCCGAACAAUGGGGCAGAAGUCUACCGGGGCUGCUUGGUCCUGCUGAUGCUGUCGAUGAGAAGCAGGACAAACGGAAAGGCGAGCGCAUGAAGAUUGCCUGGCGGUACGAGCGUCUGGGCGAGUUUGGCGCAGGAGUCGCUGGAUCAAGAGCCUCCGCAACACCUUCAGGAGACCAGAGCCAAUCCGCUACCGAUGCAAAUGUGGAUAAGCGACCAGCAUUCUGCCACGCCUUUGACCUCACGAAACGUCUCACCCACCCUUCCAUAACCAACCUGAACUAUAUACCACUUGCGCCGUCGAACGAGCCUUUGCUCGUGUCGAUUCAAAAGCGUCUCCAGGCCGCAAUUGCAUCAUGUCCACAAAAUACGGUCCACCGCAUCGUUAUCCCUUCUUUGUUGAACCCCACCAUAUACCCACCCGAAACCAGCCAGCCCGAUAACCUUUUGCCAUUCCUGCAUUCCCUCAGGGCCAUGAUGAGCGCACAGGGAGCACGGAUCACAGCAAUGGUCACGUUGCCGCUAUCUCUCUUCCCCCGUUCAACAGGCCUCGUGCGAUGGAUGGAAAUAUUGAGCGAUGGGGUCAUUGAGCUAUGUCCCUUCCCGCACUCCUCCGACGCCCUCGCCACCUCCGGUGCCGCUACAUCUCACGAAGAACCACCACAAGGCAUGCUGAAAGUCCAUCGGCUACCAGUGCUGCACGAACGUGGCGGUGGCAGUGAUCAGAACAUCGGAUUGGAUUGGGCGUUUACGCUUAGCCGGAAGAGGUUCGAGAUUAAGCCAUUCAGUCUACCACCAGACGAAGGAGACAAGGAAGGACAGGAUGCCGCAGUGACGGGUGGAAUGCCUAAAAAGGCAGAUCUUGAGUUCUAGACCGCACGUGGGUUCAGACUAAGAACAACUACCCAGAUCAUUCCUCAUGAUCUGAGUUCCCCAGCAUAUUCUCCAGCUCGAUCUGCUCAGACAUGGCGGAGCCAGUGUUGCCCAUCGAUCGGAAGUAAUGCCUCCCAUAUGAGUCAAGCCCCGGUUCUGAUGAGAAAUGAGAUCGAAGACGAGAGAACCCAAGCCAUGCUUCGAGUAGCAGAAAGGGUGCGAAGAACACCAAGAAUAGUAGGAAGAGGAAGUUCAUUGCGAAUGAAGCGGCAACAGCCACUGGAUGAGCUUUAAACAAUGAUAAACCCCUUACGCG
Aspergillus sclerotioniger CBS 115572 is the source of this 1636-nucleotide messenger RNA. Its product is annotated as elongator complex protein 4. Gene Ontology annotation, cellular component: elongator holoenzyme complex; cytoplasm; transcription elongation factor complex. Bases 130 to 1320 code for a protein of 396 amino acids. Gene Ontology annotation, biological process: tRNA wobble uridine modification. The record is from RefSeq and is a predicted model, not a curated record. The transcript has 3 exons. Lineage: Eukaryota; Fungi; Ascomycota; Eurotiomycetes; Eurotiales; Aspergillaceae.